Molecule: messenger RNA, 1923 nt
Organism: Chaetomium fimeti
Lineage: Eukaryota; Fungi; Ascomycota; Sordariomycetes; Sordariales; Chaetomiaceae
Product: peptidase S8/S53 domain-containing protein
Exons: 3
Coding region: 1-1923 (640 amino acids)
Biological process (GO): proteolysis
Molecular function (GO): tripeptidyl-peptidase activity; serine-type endopeptidase activity
Source: RefSeq, a predicted model, not a curated record
AUGGUUUCUACUCGGGUGGCGUCCACCCUUUUUGCUGCUGUGGCCUAUGCCAUAACAGUUCAUGCUCAUCCAACUUCGCCCACGAAGUUGACCCAUGAGAAGCGGGACACCGUUCAUGGAGAGUGGACAAAGGUUGGCCGUGCCGGCGCAGACACGCCCCUGACCUUGCGCAUUGGCUUGAAGCAGCGUAACCUGGAGCGUGCUGAAGAGUUUAUACACGCCAUCUCAAACCCCCGGUCCGAGACCUACGGCCAGCACUGGUCGCCCGAGAAGGUUGCCGAGGUGUUUGCCCCCAGCAACGACGCCAUCACCGAAACCGAGCAGUGGCUCACCAGCGAGGGUGUUGCCAGUGACGAUAUUUCCAAGACGACCGGACGCAACUGGAUCAAGGUCACCACCACCGUGGGUAAAGCCGAGUCGCUGCUCAAUACCUCUUAUAGUGUCUAUGAGAAUACCGCUGGAGCUCGGCUCGUCGCAUGCGAGUCGUACAGCAUCCCGGCUGCCAUCCAAGGACACAUCGAUCUGGUUGCCCCCACGAUCCAGUUUGAUGAGAGAGAGGCCAUCAUCACCACCCGCGGACCCAAGAAGCGCGAAGAAGCAAUAGCACCCAAGUUCAAGAAGCUUCCACCUGGGCAUGUGCGAGCCGACCCGUUGAAGGACUGCAGCGAGGUUACGACCCCGGAAUGCUUGCGAGCUCUGUAUGGCAUUCCUGAAGGUGCUCAACCCGUCGAGGGCAACAGCUUUGGCAUCGUCGAGUUCGCUCCGCAGAGCUACAACCAGGACGACCUGAACGCCUUCUUCUCCGUUUAUGGUAACGGCAAUAUUCCUAACGGGACUUCUCCAAUCUUCAACGGCAUCGACGGCGGCUACCUGUCCACCGAGUCCGGCUCCGGAAUCCGCGGCGAGUCCAACCUCGACCUGUGCUACGCCAUGUCGCUCACCUAUCCCCAGAACGUGACGCUGUACCAAGUCGGCGACAGCGUCGCGUGGAACCCGGCAACUAACAACAACUUCCUCGACGCCGUCGAUGGGUCCUACUGCACGACCGACGGCGGCGACGACCCGGUCUGGGAUGCCAUAUAUCCGCACGACGCCUCCACCCCCGGAGCGUACACCGGCGAGCCCAUGUGCGGCGUGUACAAUGCGACAAAGGUCAUCUCGGUGUCGUACGGCAGCAACGAGAAUGCCCGGCCAGCGAGCUAUCGGGCGCGUGAGUGUGCCGAGUACAUGAAGCUCGGACUAAUGGGCGUGACUGUCUUGUUUUCCUCUGGCGACACUGGCGUUGCCGGGCUUAGGAGCCAAUGCGUUAACCCUGACGGGUCGUACACGCCUGUGGCCGCGGACUACGGCCAGUUUAACCCAAUGUUUCCCGGCACUUGCCCCUGGAUCACUUCGGUCGGUGGUACGGCCCUCCCCGCGGGCAAGCCCGUCACCACCCCGGAAGUCGCAUCGUACAACUUUGGAUCCGGUGGCGGCUUCAGCAACCUGUUCUCGCUCCCGUCGUAUCAAGCAGAUGCUAUCAACAGUUACUACGCGCAGCACGACCCCGGCUACAACUCAUCCCGUUACAACAACACGCAGCAGGUGCGCGGCUACCCGGACGUUGCACUGGCCUCGCAGGACUAUAUUACCGGCAUUGACGGUGGCUUUCUGGCCUUCUCAGGCACGUCUGCAUCUGCACCCACCUUUGGUGCCAUGAUCACGCUGAUCAACGGCGAGCGCCUGAAGGUUGGCAAGGGGCCCGUGGGCUUCAUUAACCCCGUGCUCUAUGCCCACCCGGAGGUGUUCCAGGAUGUUGUCGAGGGCAAGAACCCAGGCUGUGGCACAAACGGGUUUAGUGCGGUUGAGGGGUGGGAUCCGGUGACGGGGUUGGGGGCGCCGAACUACGAGAAGUUGAAGGAAGUGUUCAUGGCCCUGCCUUGA